Messenger RNA from Penicillium brasilianum, 1115 nucleotides. Lineage: Eukaryota; Fungi; Ascomycota; Eurotiomycetes; Eurotiales; Aspergillaceae. The record is from the annotation of a GenBank genome assembly.
CCGCCGUAGGGAUACCAAUCUCCGCGGCAAGUCUGCUUCCGUCAACCCCCCACCUUCAAGGAUAUAUGUUCAAGAAGUUCGAGAUGUCCCGUCCGGCCAGACAAUUGCAUGAUACCAAUAAAUAAAAAUAAAAUUUCGCGGUUCACUGUGCUUGUCAUGGCCACUCAAAUUUCGGUUCAGCCAAGUGCACGCAAGAUUGGGCCACGAAAGCAUGUCACUCCACAGUGGGUCUCACUUGUGUCAGGAGGUGUGGCUGGUGGUGUAGAGGCAGCAAUAACGUAUCCGUUCGAGUACUCCAAAACGAGAGUCCAGCUUGUUCAACAUGGUUCGGUGGCUAGGACGAAUCCCGUUCGACUGAUCUUGGAUGUAGCCCGACAAGAAGGAGUCCGUUCUUUGUACACGGGGUGUACCACCUUGAUAGUUGGCACCGCUGGAAAGGCAGCAGUACGAUUCGUGUCCUAUGAUACGAUCCGCAAUUCCUUGUCUGAUGAGCAAGGGAGGCUUUCAGCAGGAGGAGGCAUUCUAGCUGGCAUGGCAGCCGGCGCUGUUGAGAGUGUUUUAGCCGUUACCCCUACCGAGCGAAUCAAAACUGCAUUGAUCGACGACGCAAAGACAAAUCGCCAAUUCAAGUCCGGCAUGCAUGCUGCCAGAGUGCUAGUCCAAAGACAUGGCCUCUCUGAACUCUAUCGAGGCCUAGUUUCCACCACGAUCAAGCAGUCGGCCACCUCCGCAGUACGCAUGGGAACAUACAAUAUUCUCAAAGAGGCGACCAAAAAGCAAGGGGUGACCUCGAACGUGUUUACUUCGUUCGGAACGGGAGCUGUGGCGGGGAUCGUGACGGUCUAUGCAACUCAGCCCUUUGAUACCAUCAAGACGAGGGCACAAAGCGUUCAAGGUGCUGGCAUUAGUGAGGCAGUCAAAAGUGUAAUGCGCGAUUAUGGUGUCAGGGGUUUCUGGAAAGGAAGCUCUAUGCGACUUGGGCGUCUUUUCCUCAGCGGUGGAAUCGUGUUUUCAGUAUAUGAACAGGUUUCGGCCUUGCUGGCUCCAGCUACGUUUAAUUAGAUAGAAUCCUCAUUCGAUAGAGUAGACAAUGGCAGCUUUGGUUUCAUGGCAUG